This is a messenger RNA of Galendromus occidentalis (western predatory mite), 1170 nucleotides long. It is a transcript of the gene ATPsyngamma, whose product is annotated as ATP synthase, gamma subunit. The transcript is spliced from 3 exons. The coding region runs from base 122 to 1009 and encodes 295 amino acids. The record is from RefSeq and is a predicted model, not a curated record. Lineage: Eukaryota; Metazoa; Arthropoda; Arachnida; Mesostigmata; Phytoseiidae. Gene Ontology annotation, molecular function: proton-transporting ATP synthase activity, rotational mechanism. Gene Ontology annotation, biological process: proton motive force-driven ATP synthesis.
UUCGGUUUCGAGCAGAGCUGUGUUUUGGUCGGUCGUAGUCUGGUCACCUCUGUUGUGACCUCGCGGGGCAACCGGGUGAAGUUUGCAGCGUUAGUGGAGUACCGACGGAGCAGGUGUCGCCAUGUUCUCUCUUUUACCAAGAACCGGGGCGGCGGGGGCGGUCGUGGCCUGCCAGCAGGCCCGUGGAAUGGCUACCCUGAAGGACAUCCGACUUCGUCUGAAGUCCGUCAAGAACAUUCAGAAGAUCACUCAGUCCAUGAAAAUGGUGUCCGCAGCCAAGUAUGCCCGGGCUGAGAGGGAAUUAAAACAGGCCCGUCCCUUCGGCGAGGCUGCAAUGAAGUUCUACGAAGCCGUAGAAGUCGCUCCGCCGGAGAAUCCGAAAAAUACCCUCCUGGUUGCCAUCUCAUCUGACCGAGGUCUCUGCGGAGCUGUCCAUUCUUCAGUUGCCAAGAAGAUCCGCGCUUGGAUGGUUGAAAAUCCUACCCUGGCUCCCAACGCCAAAAUCAUCUGCGUCGGAGAUAAGGUCAAGGCUAUCCUGCAGCGUCUGUACGCUCCGAAUAUGCUCGUAUCCUUCAACGACUUCGGGAAGAAACCUCCGCUCUUCGAAGACGCAUCAGCUGUUGCGAACUCCAUUCUCGAGAGUGGGUUCGAGUUUGACACCGGAGUCCUCAUCUACAACAAAUUCAAGACCGUGAUUUCCUACGAAACGACAGAAAUCCCCCUCCACACAUUGGAAACGAUCCUAGGCGCUCAGAAGAUCCACACGUAUGACUCGCUCGAUGCCGAGACUCUGCGCAGUUAUCACGAGUUCAACCUGGCCUCAACCAUCUACUACGCCAUGAAGGAGAACGCUUGCUCCGAACAGUCCGCAAGAAUGUCAGCUAUGGACGGCGCGUCGAAGAACGCUGGCGAAAUGAUUGACAAACUCACGCUGACUUUCAACCGAACUCGGCAAGCUGUCAUCACGAAGGAGCUCAUUGAGAUCAUUUCUGGAGCUGCCGCUUUGUAAACCUGCGGCCACCGUCGUCAUAGUCAAGGAAACCUUGCUCGGCUUCCGGUCCCCGGCAGGUGGAUUCCACCACUGCCGCACCUCGCCGGAUUCGGUCGUCGUCGUCUCUUUUCGAAUGUAUGAUGGAAGAUGUACUGAAUAGAGCGGAGUUAUAAGAAUUA